Molecule: messenger RNA, 2551 nt
Organism: Mercurialis annua (annual mercury)
Lineage: Eukaryota; Viridiplantae; Streptophyta; Magnoliopsida; Malpighiales; Euphorbiaceae
Product: probable beta-D-xylosidase 7
Exons: 6
Coding region: 58-2382 (774 amino acids)
Biological process (GO): arabinan catabolic process; xylan catabolic process
Cellular component (GO): plant-type cell wall
Molecular function (GO): xylan 1,4-beta-xylosidase activity; alpha-L-arabinofuranosidase activity
Source: RefSeq, a predicted model, not a curated record
CGAUGUUUCUCCUAUAAAACAAUCUACCAAUUUCUUCACAAGAAUUAAAGUCAUAAAAUGAAGCUCCAAAAAAUCUCUCUUCUGACCCUACUCCUCUUCAUCUAUGCAGAAUCAGCUAAGUCUGAACCUCCAUUUUCUUGUGACUACACAAACCCAUCAACAAAAUCAUAUCUAUUUUGUCAAACCUCACUGCCCAUAACCCAGAGAGUGAAAGACCUCAUCUCUAGACUAACACUAGAUGAGAAAAUCUCCCAGCUUGUGGACACAGCGCCGUCGAUCCCUCGGCUCGGUAUCCCCGCCUAUAGGUGGUGGUCUGAAGCAUUACACGGCGUAGCUUUCUUGCCUGAUGUCAGUGAGAGACAAGGCAUCCAUUUUAAUGGAACCAUUAGGUCUGCCACUAGCUUCCCUCAAGUCAUUCUCUCUGCUGCUUCGUUUGAUUCCACACUUUGGUAUCGCAUUGGUCAAGUGAUUGGAAAAGAAGCAAGAGCUAUAUACAAUAAUGGGCAAGCAAUUGGAAUGACAUUUUGGUCACCAAAUAUAAAUAUAUUUAGAGAUCCAAGAUGGGGAAGAGGGCAAGAAACACCUGGAGAAGAUCCAAUGGUUUCAGGCAAAUAUGCAGUUUCUUUCGUUAGAGGAGUUCAAGGUGAUUCUUUUGAAGGUGGAGUCCUUGGGGAGCAGCUUCAAGCUUCUGCCUGCUGCAAGCAUUUCACUGCUUAUGAUUUGGAAAAGUGGAAUGGCACCAACAGGUUCAUUUUCAAUGCUCAAGUCACAAAGCAGGACUUAGCUGAUACAUAUCAACCCCCAUUUCAAAGUUGCAUACAAGAAGGAAAAGCCAGCGGGAUAAUGUGUGCUUAUAAUCAAGUCAAUGGAGUCCCAAAUUGCGCAGAUUAUAAUCUUUUAACUAAAACAGCCAGAGGACAAUGGGACUUCCAUGGGUAUAUAACAUCUGAUUGCGACGCCGUAUCCAUAAUCCAUGACAAUCAAGGGUAUGCUAAAGAACCAGAAGAUGCAGUUGCAGAUGUGCUUAAAGCAGGGAUGGAUGUGAACUGCGGGAAUUAUUUGAAGAAGUACACCAAAUCAGCAGUUGAAAAGAAGAAAGUCUCUGUAUCUGAAAUAGACAGAGCCCUUAACAACCUCUUCUCCAUUAGGAUGAGGCUAGGACUAUUCAAUGGCAAUCCAACUAACCUGCCUUAUGGAAAAAUUGGUGCAGAUCAGGUUUGUUCUCAAGAACAUCAGGCUGUAGCUCUUGAAGCAGCUCGCGAUGGCAUUGUUCUGCUAAAGAACUCUAAUCAGCUCCCUCUUUCGAAAUCAAAAACCACAUCCCUUGCAAUUAUCGGUCCAAAUGCUGACAAUUCAACCAUCCUUGUUGGAAAUUAUGCAGGCCCUCCAUGCAAAACUGUUACACCGCUGCAAGGACUACAAAAUUAUGUUAAAAACAUUAAGUAUCACCCAGGUUGUAGCACAGUGGCAUGUUCCUCUGCUGCAAUUGACCAAGCAGUAAAGAUAGCCAAAGAGGCAGACCAAGUGGUGUUAGUCAUGGGACUUGAUCAAACACAGGAAAGGGAAGAACUUGAUCGUGUAGACUUGCUCCUACCUGGAAAGCAGCAGGAGCUGAUAGUCGGUGUUGCACGAGCUGCAAAGAAACCUGUGGUUCUUGUGCUUUUAUGUGGGGGACCAGUAGACAUAUCUUUCGCCAAAUACGAUCACAACAUUGGAAGCAUUUUGUGGGCUGGUUAUCCGGGUGAAGCUGGAGGCAUUGCACUUGCAGAAAUCAUGUUUGGUGACAUCAACCCAGGAGGCAGGUUGCCGAUGACUUGGUACCCACAAGAUUUCACAAAAGUCCCGAUGACAGACAUGAGGAUGCGACCAGAACCAUCUUCAGGUUAUCCUGGCCGAACGUAUAGAUUCUAUAAAGGCAAAAAGGUUUUUGAAUUCGGUUAUGGUCUAAGCUACUCAAACUAUUCUUAUGAGCUUAUCUCUUUUACACAAAACAAGAUCUCCUUAAGAUCAUUAGAUGAACAAGAAGAUGAAAAUUCAAAUACAGUUGGUUACAAGACAGUUGCAGAGUUGGGGGAAGAACUCUGUGAAAAGAGCAAGUUUUCAGUUACUGUAAGAGUGAAAAAUCAAGGCGAGAUGACAGGAAAGCAUCCAGUGUUGCUUUUCACAAGGCAAGAAGUAUUUGGAAGUGGGAGCCCGAUAAAGAAGUUGGUUGGGUUCCAAAGUGUGAAACUUGAUGCCAGGGAGAAUACUGAUAUUGAGUAUAAGCUAAACCCUUGUGAGCACCUUAGCAGCGCUAAUGAAGAUGGUCUAAUGGUGAUGGAAAAAGGUUCUCAGUACUUGCUUGUUGGAGACAAAGAGUAUCCAAUUAACAUAAUUAUUUGAAAAUAAAAAUCAUUUUCCGAACAGAAAGUGUCCAUUAAUGGAUUGCCAAAUUUAGAGGCCUAAGCAAAAUAAAAUAAAAUUCGAAUGGACUAUUUUCCAUAGAAGCAAAAUUAUGACUGCUGUGCUUAUAAAAAGAACUAUUGUUUAAUGAAUUCUAGCAUUUGUCAAA